CACUUUAUUGCAUUCUCGUACGUUUCACACAACAUAAUAAUCAAAGUAGAUAAAAAUGUCAUUUUUUGAAAACAAUAAUCAAAUGUUGUGCGUUACCAGGGUGACCGGCGUAAACUACCAAGUGUGCUGCUAGGCUAGCUAAACUAUGCUCUAGUUAAACUACUGGCCUUUUAUUGUCCAUAAAUAUAGCUAGUAAACUUCAACACGUUUCGUGAAGACACUGUUCACAGACCAUCAGGAUGCCGGUUCCUUUGUCUGGGGUAGAGCUGCUCAGACUGUGUACAGUGCUCCAGGACUGUGCUGCACAGCUGUCAGUGCUGGGUCACAUCAUGCCCGACAGCUACAGGGGUCGUCCAGAAGCUGAUAAGUUUGUGUCAGCUGACAUUGGACAGGUCCUUGAACAGCAGAAAGGGGCAGAGCAGAACCUGAAAGCAGCCCGUCAGUUUGAGAGAGAGUCGAGGGGACUGUCAGAUGCCACCCGUGAGCUGCACAGAUCCCAGAAGGAACUGAACCGCACACUAGAGGAGAACCCACUGUCCCCUGACAACCUAGCCAAGGUGCAGAGAGACAGUCAGUUUGUGGCUCACGUGAUUGCUGAUGUGUUGGCAGAGCUGCAAGAGAGAGGGACCUUUCACAGCUUGCUUUUCGCUGUGGGAGAAGAGAAAAGAAGGAAGGCCAACCUCCUGGACAUAAUAAUCAGGGAGGAGGGCGGCCGGCAGAGGACCAAAGCUCUUCAGAGACAGCUGCUUGACAUCCGCAAGGAAAAAACUCUGGAGCUGCAGCGACGCGAGGAGAUGACUGCCCACCUGAAGGACCAGCUACAGGAGAUGAAGGCUAAGACUGGGCUGGAGAGGAAGUAUGUGAAGAGCAGCGCAGAGCUGCUGGUGUACCAGGGACAGAAGAUCAACACACACUCUGAGAAGCAGCUGGAGGAUGAGAUCAGGCUACAGCAGGAGAGGUUGGAGGAGGAGAGGAGAGUUCAUAUGGAGAUGGAGACUUUCCUCAAGGAACAUCAGACAAGUCUGGGGGAGAAGCUGGAGGUGUGGAUGGAGCGCUAUGAGAGAGACAUGGAGGACAAGCAGCAGGAGCUCAACAGCCUGAGGAACAACAAAGCUAACAAUCUCUCCCAGCUCCAGGAGCUGGCCAAGAAGUACAGAGACAGUGAGCAGGUGGUCAUCGAGGACAGGAUGGAGAAAGAGGCCCUACGCAGGAAGCUGGAGAAGGAACAUAUGGAGCGAGACGCAGCCACCAAGAUCCAGUCGUGGUGGAGGGGAACAUUAGUGCGACGCGGCCUGGGCCCCUAUAAGAAAGGCAAGAAGCCCAAGUCCAAGGAGGGAAAGAAGGGAAAGAAGAAAAAGUGAGGUGUCCCUUCUUCAAGAGCGCCAGUGAAAGGAAACCAAAACAAUGUCUCAAUACAGAUAUGUUACUUUUCAUCAAUGUUCAAUUCCUGAUUACAGACAAUCUAAGUCAACACUUGGACUGUAGGCAAAUAUAUCUUCAAUGAGAAAAGCUUGUUUUUUCUUUAACAGAGUAAAGUUGGCAUGGUCAUUUUGAAUACUACUAUCACCAUUGCCAGGUUCUUACUUAUAUGCAGUCUAACACAAGGGCAAGAAUGGUAAUAAACAAGCGUACUCAUGAGACUGAAAUGGGUAACUUUUAUUAAUGCACUUUAAAAGAAUGUCAAAUAUUCAUACCAGAAAAUAAUCAUUCAAAUUUGUACAUGUUUUCAGGGACAAUUUCUCAGCAAACGGUGUAAAAAGUUAAAAAGACCAUGUUGCGGUCAUGAAAGAAGGUCCUCUCUUUCUGGUACCUACUUGUAAACAUAUGGAAUGUAUCUUUUACUGUACAAAUGUCACAGGGUCCAGACCCAGCAGUAGGGGCACAUGAUUUCUGCUGGAGAAGGCCCAAGUCAGUCGACAUAAGUCAGGAGGGGUGAAAAUAUCUAAACAAAACAUUUAUAAUAUAUUUAAAAUCACCUUUAACUUCCCUUUUCAGAAAUCUGAGUCUAUCAAAAACAAAGUUAAAAUAGUAAAAACAUACCUCAUAUUUUUUCACUUCAGAAGCUACGUAGGCAGAUUCCCAGUCUACAUCGCUUUUACUGUAGGGAUGUGCAUCUAUGUAGGCAGCCUACGUAGCUUUUACUGUAGGGAUGUACAUCUAUGUAGGCAGAUUCCCAGUCUACAUCGCUUUUACUGUAGGGAUGUGCAUUUAAGUAGGCAGCCUACGUAUCCUUUACUGUAGGGAUGGGCAUCUAUGUAGGCAGCCUACGUAGCUUUUACUGUAGGGCUGUGCAUCUAAGUAAGCAGCCUACGUAGCUUUUACUGUUGGGAUGUGCAUCCAAGUAGGCAUCCUACGUAGCUUUUACUGUAGGGAUGUGCAUCAAAGUAGGCAGCCUACGUAGCUUCUGAAGGGAAAAAUAUAUCAGAGGUAUGUUUUUACCAUUUUAACUUUCUUUUAGAUGGAGUUCUGAAAAGGGAGGCUGGGAAUCUGCCUACAAGAUCCCCGACCCUAUCAAUCAGUGGUCCUUGGGUCAGUCUUCACCAGAGUAUUAUUGUCAGCUCUAAGGCUAGCACUCCCUCAUCCCCCUCCCUGGGAACGAGAGGUUGUGUCUGCCUCAUUAGAACUAAGAGUCAGUCCGUUAACCUGACUUUCUGUGGGUAACACUGCUCUAAGUAGAGCUGGGCCAUGUUCAUUAGGGCAUGCAACUGAACAGCAAUGUUUCUUAUUGGACAAGUACAGGUAAUCCCUGUUUCAGUGUGUUUUCUUCUGUUUGGUGCCUAAUGAACACAACCUUGUCAAUGGGGUUCACUAAGGACAGCGCUAGUGAAAAAUAAAUACUGUUCCGGUCUGGCAGAUUACUGUAACCGCUGCCAGACCAAAUUAGCAAUAUGUACACCUGUGUGUGUAGCAAGAGCCACAUUUGUGUCUAUAAGAUGUGGUUGAACAAUUCACCAAAAACAACUUGAUCAUGAGAAUAGGAAAGGUGUCUUGAACACUGUCAAUAGUUAAAUCUGUAGAUCCAUUUGAAUGUCAUACAAGCUUGGCUACAUGUAGUGAUAAAAAGAUUAGUUCUGUGCAUGAGGGAGACACUAUGUCAAAUUCACUACUACUUGUCUACGGUCUCAACUCUCCAUGUUGAACUCAAGUGUGAAGGUGAGGUGGUUUGUAAAAAAAAAUACAAGAAAAAAAUUAACAUUUGUUUGUAGAAAAUUAAAAAGGUAGUGUAUGUUUAUCCCCAGUGCCUUUGCCCCAGAACCUGGCCGGCCCCAACAGCUCAUCAGUAGAGUGGACUACAAUAAGAAAUAACCGUUACUGCAAGAUAAAAACACAGAUACUAAUGCAAAGUUGCAGGCCUUGAUGUCAUGCUGUCAGUCAACCUGCCCAUAUAGUCAACCUGCCCAUACAUACACCCUUGAUUAGAGACUUGACUGAGCUGUGCUCAAGGAAGAAGUUGCCUGUAAACACUGGUCUAUGAUCAGCUUGAACCAAUCCCACUUGUAACACUAACCCUUUAAGAGGCCUGUUUUAUUUUCUUAUAGUACUUUUUAUUUUACUUCCCUGGCCCAGCGCUUAGGGACAUCGUCCAAUCCAUGUAGCUACACGAGAAUGCAGCUCCUUGUGGAAAAACAUGAAUUACAGCUUUAUACAUGGGUGAUUCUACAGAAGUGGUGCAAAUUGCAAUCCCACCCCGGAAA
Molecule: messenger RNA, 3695 nt
Organism: Salmo salar (Atlantic salmon)
Lineage: Eukaryota; Metazoa; Chordata; Actinopteri; Salmoniformes; Salmonidae
Gene: drc9
Product: dynein regulatory complex subunit 9
Biological process (GO): sperm axoneme assembly; cilium organization
Cellular component (GO): sperm flagellum; cytoplasm
Molecular function (GO): protein binding
Source: RefSeq, a predicted model, not a curated record